AUGAAGGUCGCCGGCGUUUUGGUAUUCUCGGCGAUUCCUUUCACGGCCGUGAAAACCAUCGCCAACAGUCCACUCGGACAGUCGCUCCAGAGGCGAAUGGAGGAGAAGAAGCAGCUAUAUCAGGAAAAUUGGUCGAAAUUGAAGGUGCUUUCCGACAAGGCACGAGCUGAGAGCAUGUGGUAUGGGGAGGAUCGCCCUCGCUGGCUUGGUCCGAUCUCAUAUGACUAUCCUGGCUAUCUCACUGGUGAACUGCCUGGGGAUUAUGGUUUUGAUAUUGCGGGUUUGAGUCAGGACCCUGUGGCCUUGCAGAAAUUCUUUAAUUUUGAAAUACUUCAUGCUAGGUGGGCUAUGCUUGCUGCACUUGGUGCUUUAAUCCCUGAAAUAUUAGACCUAAUAGGAGCAUUCCAUUUUGUGGAACCUGUUUGGUGGCGAGUAGGCUACUCAAAGCUUAAGGGUGAUACCUUAGACUAUCUCGGCAUUCCGGGUUUCCAUUUGGCUGGAAGUCAAGGAGUGGCUAUUAUAGCAAUCUGUCAAGCCCUUCUGAUGGUUGGUCCAGAAUAUGCACGAUAUUGUGGUAUUGAGGCACUUGAGCCUUUAGGUAUAUAUUUGCCUGGCGACAUUAAUUAUCCUGGAGGUGCACUUUUUGAUCCCUUAAAUCUCUCUAGAGAUUCCACUGCUUUUGAGGAACUAAAGGUGAAGGAGAUUAAGAAUGGCCGUCUGGCUAUGGUUGCCUGGCUAGGCUUUUAUGUUCAAGCUGCUCUAACAGGUAAGGGUCCUCUACAGAACCUUCUCGAGCACAUUGCAGAUCCAUUGCACAAUAAUCUGCUUUCAACUAUAGAAUCUUUUCAUUUGUUCUGACCCUCAAAUUCAUUAUUAGUUAAUAUGUAAUGUAAAUACAUAAUGUUCUCAUCACAUUGAUCCUAUGUAAGUCCCGUGGAAUAGCGACAACAGAAUGCGAAUUUGUUCUCGUUUUUAUCCAACUAUAAUACACAAUGAGGAUGUGUCAUCAUUUAUUUUCAAAGCAAUGUAAUACGAGCUUUAUUACGAUGGUUCCUUCAUCCGAGUCUUGCGUUGCUUGAUCUUAUGCAGUGAAAAGUAAUCAUAUAAAAAAGUAAAGAUGUUUCAGGCACUAUUUUUUACUUGAGUAAAAACAUGGAGUUUGAUGUAUUCAAUUGAUUGAACUAUCAAAAGAUUAGGGCUGUUGUAGUUGGAUUGCAUAGCUGCACUUGAUGAUUUUGAGCUCGAAUUAUAGGUACUGGAGCAGUGUUCGUCUAUUGUUCUAGCAUGAAUUAAUUGUUUUGAUUGGAUUGUUUAGUGAAGAUUAC
Molecule: messenger RNA, 1325 nt
Organism: Striga asiatica
Lineage: Eukaryota; Viridiplantae; Streptophyta; Magnoliopsida; Lamiales; Orobanchaceae
Source: the annotation of a GenBank genome assembly